Molecule: messenger RNA, 2159 nt
Organism: Macrosteles quadrilineatus (aster leafhopper)
Lineage: Eukaryota; Metazoa; Arthropoda; Insecta; Hemiptera; Cicadellidae
Product: thioredoxin, mitochondrial
Exons: 3
Coding region: 574-993 (139 amino acids)
Biological process (GO): cell redox homeostasis
Cellular component (GO): mitochondrion
Source: RefSeq, a predicted model, not a curated record
AUCAUUGGUGUUGAUUUGAGUUUGAGGUGCGAGUUGCGAUUUGUUGUGCAUCUGUUCGGUUCGGUGUGGAAAUUAUCGCAACUCAGAUCACUAGUUAGUUAAAACGUUCAUUUUUUUAUUCUUCCAUAGUUUUGUUAAAUAUCUGCGGCUUUUCAUCUGAUAUAUCAACUAUUUCAGAAAAGAGAUGUGGCUGAUAUUAUGACUACACUAGUAUUUGGUACUGGUGUUGGAACCUUCAUUCUCCUGGCGGUUUGGUCAGCUGCAUUGCUUCUGUGUUUCAUCUCUUUAAGGACAAAUCGCAACGUUGGUCCGGUGGCCGUCCUUGCUGCUGUACUGGUAAUGGUAGUUCUUCUUCUGAUUCCCAGAGGACCGGAGGCACCAAUAUCUACUGAGCACAAGAUAUACGACAACCUCUUCAUUUGGCGAGUACUUCUAGCAGGUUUCCUGGGACUUUCUACCUUUGCGAGUGUUGUAGCAUUCAUCACACUGGUGCUUAUGGAACCAAAGCAAGGACAGAGGAUCAAGAGUUUGGAAUUGUAAACUUGCAAAUUUUGUUAACACAGCGACAAAACAAUGGCUGCCGCAAUGAUGACAUGUUUGCGCCAAAAGGCCUUUCUCAACCGCAGCAUCUCGUGUGCACGCAGUUUGCUGAAAUCUUUCACCAUCAAUGACAAUGAGGAGUUUAUGAAUAAGGUGAUGAACAGUCCUGUGCCUGUGAUUGUGAACUUUCACGCAGAGUGGUGCGAGCCUUGCCAUAUACUUACACCCAAGCUAGAGGAACUUGUGGGAACAUCAGAAGACAUCAAUCUGGCGACUGUUGAUGUGGAGAAAAACGCAGAGCUCGUCCACACGUUUGAGGUGAAAGCAGUUCCCGCCGUGAUUGCGAUUCGCAACGGCUUAGUUAUUGACAAGUUUAUCGGGUUAGUUGACGGGGACAUGAUUGAUAACCUUGUACAAAAACUGACUCCUCCGAAAAUGAAGGAUAGUAAGUAACAAAUAUUGUAAUUUAGUGUAUAGUAAAACCUUUUAGAUAUUUUUGAUUUUUGUUGUUGUAUUAUGACGUUUUAAGUCUGUUCACAAAAUUUAGGCGGUUUGAGGGGAAUUCCCCUGCUACUUGUUUUGCCUAAUGUAUAUGUUGCAGCUGAUUGACGUUUUAGCGCAAACCUCAGCUGUUAAGCUAUUGUUUUAGAGGUAGAAUCAAGUGGAGGGAAUAGAUUUCUUCCCCUAAAACCGCCUACAUUUUGUGAACGGAGAAUAGUUUAGUAGAUAAAUUGUUUUUAUUUAUUAUAAUUUGAGUGUUACGGUCACUCAAACCAUAAUUUUCAGGUUAAAAAUGCUACUCAUAAAAAAAUCUAAUUUAAAAUUUGUAUUUUAUGUCAAAGUAUUCUUGCCUAACUAUUCUUUUAUGUUAGAGGAAUGCAAAAUCUAGAUCUAUUUUGACAUUUUGUUUAUUUUUGAAGGCUUUGUAAAGCAUUUGCAAUAUCCACUUACGUUUAGGGUUUUAUCCCUUGAGUAUUUCAAGCCUCAGGUUUUUCUUGUCUAUAAAUAUUACCCACCAAGCAAUUGUAAAUAAAAUUGAGUUAAUGCUAAACUAUUUGGGGGAUUUUUAUUUUAGUUGGAAAACAAUAUCAUGAUGGUGAUGAUAAUAUAAAUAAAAAUGUCUUUAGUCGAUAUUGCAACUAGGGGUGUGCGAAUAGUGAUUUUCAACCUCGAGCCGAGCCGAGCCGAGCUUUUUAAAAAAUGUUCGAGCUCGAGCUUUUUCGAGCCGAGCUUUUCCUAGCGUAGGCCUAACCUUAUCUUAAUUAUUAAACUUUUUUUUCUUAAAAAAGUGCAUAAUUAUAAUAAUGUUCAGUCAAUUUUUAAAUAAACACAAUGUUAUUUUAAUAUGUUUAAAAACAUUGAGAAUUGUCAAGACAUCAAAUAGUAGAUAAUCACGAUAAGAACUGAACUGAACUAAAUGAAGAUGCAAGAAAUAAAAGGAUAUCGAUUGAAGGCCUGAAGAGAUAUGCAGUGCAGACUGAGACAAUCAGAUUGUCUUUCAUGACAGAACAGCAACGCGACCUUGAAUGACGACAAAACAACUAGCAAGUCGAUUACAUAUGUAUAUUGUAACUACUAUGAAUAUUUAAUUCUAUUUUGUAUAAAUAAAUACAAAAUAA